Messenger RNA from Gadus macrocephalus (Pacific cod), 3804 nucleotides. It is a transcript of the gene ccdc187, whose product is annotated as coiled-coil domain containing 187. The record is from RefSeq and is a predicted model, not a curated record. Bases 904 to 2274 code for a protein of 456 amino acids. Lineage: Eukaryota; Metazoa; Chordata; Actinopteri; Gadiformes; Gadidae. The transcript is spliced from 8 exons.
AUAAAUACGCAUCCACUCUGGUAUGUGUCACAUGGUGUUGUGUUUUUCAACACUGAGAUCACCACCUCUGACAUCACCACCUCUGACAUCACCUCCUAUCCACAGGAAAUCGCCAAGCGGAUCCAGGAAGAGGAAGAGCAGAGGGCAAGAGGAAGAGGGCAAGAGGAGCUCAGCGAUGACGAGGACAGCAGCCCUGCUGGGCCAUCAUCUCCAUGCCAGCACACGCAUGGCCGCCUCUCUCCUCUAGAGCCGCAGCGGGCCGCCACCAGGGGGCAGUAUUCCUCCUCCGCUCCGUCUCACUCAGACCCCAGGGAAGCUGAGAGUCCCAGGAGGGUUUUCCCUCUAGCAGACACAACUCCAUGGUCAAAUGAAGGACAGCGGGGGGGCCUUAGGCACUCCAAGAAUGAGUGGAGGCAGUGUCUGAGGGACGACUCUGAGGGCUCUGACGUGGUCUUCUACGAGGCGUCAGACGACCCGCCCCGGCGCUCGCACCGGAGGGCCGACUCUGCCCCGUGUCGGCGCCGGGUCUCCGCACGCGCGGCGCCGACGCACAGGAAGUACAGAAGCCUUCAGGACGACCGCAACGUGAGAGAGGAGGAGGAGGAGGGGGAGGAGGAAGAGGAAGAGGAGGACGCCAGGCAGCCGAGGAUUCGGGAAUGGGAGCGGCAUCCCGGAGAGGAGAACGGCGGUCGUCACGGAGACCGGGACGGCGAGGCUGGGCGUAGGUCAACGAGGUGCAGCCGCAGCCAGUCGGUCCGGCUGUCGGACAGACGGCGGGACUCGGACGCACCCAGAACCUGGUCUCCCAGGGAGACGCCCGACCGACACGUGCGCUUUCAGGACGAGCGGCGCCGUGGGCUCCCGAGCGGUCACCAUGACAACAGCGACAGCAGGGUGUGGGAGAUGCUGGGGCAGGUCCUCAGAGAAAGAGGCGUGGUCGUGCGUCACGGGGUCCACAGGCCCCCGCAGCAACCCCCGGCACCACCCCCACCUCCCGCCACGGGGCCUCAAAGCCGGCACAGCGAGGUGCAUCAUGGGAGUGAGGCCCCCCACGGGGACCCCCGACCACACCAGAGGGCCUUUGAACGAUCCUCCUCCGCCCGGCACAGUUACCAUGGCGGCGGCCGGGAGCGGAGGAGGGACUCCUCGAGGAGCGACGGAGACCACAGGGACAACCAAGAGAGGCAAGAUGGCCGCCCGGCCCCCGCGCAGGACAGGGACGCGCCAGGGGGCGACAGAGAGCCGAAGCUGGCCAAGAGGGAGGCGGGCGGUGGUAGCAGCAGGUGGUGGAGGGCAGAACCCAGACCCAGCCGGGACGAAGAGGAGGGGCAUGAUGGGGAGGGCUCCACCCCCGACCACAGGGUUAGGGUUAGCCGCAGCGCUAGCGAGCGCUGGUACCGGCGCAGAGGGGCAGCGGAGCCGCGGUGGGAGGAGGAGAACAGGGAGCAGCUGAACCGGGAAGAGGAGGUGAACAGGGCGGAGGAGGUGAACCGGGAAGAGGUGAGGCGGGAGGACGAAAGGCCCCGUCUGAGAGUUCCUCAGCGGAGCCAGAGCAUGACCACCCGUGGGGUGUUAUCCAGGCUAGGGUGGAGGCCCACGGCGGCAGGCUCCAUGCUGCCGCCGCCCCAGCCCAGGGAGGGCUGUCUGGACCUGGGGGCGCUGCAGCAGGUGCUGCAGGACCAGGAGCUGGCCCUCCGGCUGCAGCAGGAGGAGGAGCGCCGCGCGAGGACGGGCGUCAGAGAGGCCGCUCGCAACUCCUACCACGAGGGGGACUUCAGGGUGGCCCAGGUGGCGCAGGACGAGGAAAUAGCUCGAUUUAUACAAAAACAAGAGAUAAAGUCGAGGAGGCGGUCUCGCGAGCUGGACGGCCCGGCGUCGUGGCGGGAGCACAGAGAGAUGAUUAGUCACCCUGAGAGGACGGCUCCCAGGGACCCCCAGGGCCAGGGGAAAAGACGAGACUCAGAUGACCUGCCCCCCCCCACAGAGGAACACUCCCCAGAGAACCAGCCGCCCAGUCCAAUCUCCGACCUGACGCAAACCCAGGUGAUCAGAAACAUCGCUGAGGAGCUGGACCCCACCUUCAGGGCCCCGGGGCCGGGGGACGCCACGCUCAAAACCGGGCCCGCAGGCCCGUCCUGUCCGUCCGUCCCCAUCCCCCCCUCGGGCCCCAGCAGUGUGCUGGAGGAGCCCACCUUCAUCCCGCCCACCAAGCGCCAGCCGGACAAGUCUGGGCGCAAACCCAAAGAGAAGAAGGAGAACUGCAAGCAGCAGUAGGCCCAACUGCGGUCAGCCAGGGCACCGCACCAAGAACACAACCAGAAAGAGGCCUUUUCAGGGACAUCAGACACAGAGCUGCAUAGCAGCAGCUCAGCUAGACUAUGGGGCUUGAAAUGGGGGAAGUGUGUCUGGAAUAAUCCGGAAGCUGGGUUUUAUUUUUGUAUUUUGUUUUGCCGUCCCGGCUCGCUCGCACAAUACAGGCCAGAGCAGCCAAGGGAAACAGAAUUGUUCCUAAGUUCCUGUUCUGGGGAACGGACUGUUCUGGCAGCGCUGUAGGCACACGAUCCUGCUGUACUCGGAAGGGUAGAGCUACAGCCUCUCUGUUCUUCAGUGUUGGCGAGGGUUUAUUUAACUUGUGUAUCUAUUUUAUUUUUUUAUGUCUUUUAUAAUGUUUCUUUAUUGCAUGGGAGAUGUAAUGUAUGCAUCUAAGGUUUGUAGGUACUAUUUCUCUAUUAGUUGGUAUGAGUGAUUUACAACUGCUCAUAAACUGCAACUAAUCUCAUGUCUCAAACUCACCUACCGCGGGCCAGCGGUAGGUGAAUAUGACAACGCAGAUUACUAGAAAUGGCUGUUUAUUGUAAUUUAUUGUAAUCUCUAAAUUAUAUAUUCUCAAUUUACAGUAUAUGUCAGUAGCAACAACUAUGUUUUAACAUUCAUCCGCCCAUGUAGAUACAGAAAGCUUAUUUUCGUAAAUGUAAGACGAUAUGUUGAUUAAAUUGAUCACGUCGACUUUAUAAAUGUUUUUGAGCAAAACAACUGGUGUUUUUUGGGGGAGGUUUUUAUGUUGCUGUUCGAUUCUAAGCUUUUACGGGACCCAGUUUACUGUAAUGUUGGUUGUUAUAUUCUAAACCGGUGGAAAGCCCCCACAAUGUUGCAAUUGAAUGUCAGAGGUUUCAUUUAAGAGUGCACCUACUGGAAAACCAACAGGAAAUUCCAUAGAGAUAAGGAAUAAACAAUUACUUGAUUACCGAUGCAGGAAUUGGUAACGUGAGAGUGGUGACAUCUGUUUGGGAAAGACAGACUAUUCUAGCGUUUUAGUAUCAAUCCAACAAUCUUUUUCUACCUCAGACAUUAAGGGUUUCAAUAACUGUUAAACUGCAGGACUCCACCUUUCUACAAUAAUAAGAAAACUACUCUAACAACACAGUGAAACCAUCAUCUGAUGAGUCCGAUUGUUAAUGUAUUUGUCACCGACGUUUCAGAGAAUGAGUCAUAAUUCUGCUUCAAGGCAAGUAGUAGGCGGUAUUUCUAGUGAUAUGCUUUACAGAAACCUUUAUUCAUAAAUAGCAAACCAUGAUGACCUUCACAAUACAAUGCCCACACUGUGACGAGUCCGCACCUACCAGGAAACCACUGCGUUGUUCAUUCAAAACUCCAUAAAAAUUUGUCAACAUUGCAUGUUAACUCUCAUUUGCUAGAACAUUUACAAAAUGGAAGUUCAACCAUUUUAUUUUUAUUUUAAGAUACAUUUAAUCACCUUUAACUCAGUUCACUAAGUGCAGUUGUUUUGUAACUGAACGAAAUUGU